UUUGUCUGCAGUGCCUCGUUUGCCGUCGACAGCGCGGAAGGGCCUCUGUGGGUCCGUUGGCGGGAAGCAGCGGACAGGGUCUAUUGUCUGUGUUGGACUCCGGGGCUCGGUCCGAAGCCCCCGGGAGCUCUUCCGGGGUACCCGCAGAAGCACCCCACCCCUCCCCUUCGUCCCCGGGCCCGGGAGGGACCGAGCCCGCGUCACGCCCCUCAGCGCUCGCCGUCCCCUUCUCUGUGGUUGCGUCCGCCUCGUGUCCCCCGGAAUCGGACGGUACCCCAUAGAUGGCCAGCUUUCCCCCGAGGGUCAACGAGAAAGAGAUCGUGAGAUCACGCACUAUAGGUGAACUUUUAGCUCCAGCAGCUCCUUUUGACAAGAAAUGUGGUCGUGAGAAUUGGACCGUUGCUUUUGCUCCAGAUGGUUCAUACUUUGCUUGGUCGCAAGGACAUCGUACAGUAAAGCUUGUUCCGUGGUCCCAGUGCCUUAGGAACUUUCUCCUGCAUGGCACCAAGAAUGUUACCAGUUCAAGUAGUUUAAGAUUGUCAAGACAAAAUAGUGAUGGUGGUCAGAAAAAUAAACCUCGUGAACAUAUUAUAGACUGUGGAGAUAUCGUCUGGAGUCUUGCUUUUGGAUCUUCAGUUCCUGAAAAACAGAGUCGCUGUGUGAAUAUAGAAUGGCAUCGAUUCAGAUUUGGGCAGGAUCAGCUGCUUCUUGCCACAGGGUUAAGCAAUGGACGUAUCAAAAUAUGGGAUGUAUAUACAGGAAAGCUCCUCCUUAACUUGGUUGAUCAUACUGAAGUGGUCAGAGAUUUAACUUUUGCUCCAGAUGGGAGCUUGAUCUUAGUGUCAGCUUCAAGAGACAAAACUCUCAGAGUGUGGGACCUGAAAGAUGAUGGAAACAUGAUGAAAGUGUUGAGGGGGCAUCAGAACUGGGUGUACAGCUGUGCAUUCUCGCCCGACUCUUCCAUGCUGUGUUCAGUUGGAGCCAGUAAAGCAGUUUUCCUUUGGAAUAUGGAUACAUAUACCAUGAUACGGAAACUAGAAGGACAUUACCAUGAUGUUGUAGCUUGUGACUUUUCUCCUGAUGGAGCAUUGCUGGCUACUGCAUCUUACGAUACUCGAGUAUAUAUCUGGGAUCCAUACAAUGGAGAAAUUCUGAUGGAAUUUGGGCACCUGUUUCCCCCUCCUACUCCAAUAUUUGCUGGAGGAGCAAAUGACCGAUGGGUACGAUCUGUGUCUUUUAGUCAUGAUGGACUGCAUAUUGCAAGCCUUGCUGAUGAUAAAAUGGUGAGGUUCUGGAGAAUUGAUGAAGAUCUUCCAGUACAAGUGGCCCCUUUGAGCAAUGGUCUUUGCUGUGCCUUUUCUACUGAUGGUAGUGUUUUAGCUGCUGGCACUCAGGAUGGAAGUGUGUAUUUCUGGGCCACUCCAAGGCAGGUCCCUAGCCUUCAACAUCUGUGUCGCAUGUCCAUCCGAAGAGUGAUGCCCACCCAAGAAGUGCAGGAACUGCCCAUUCCUUCCAAAGUCUUGGAGUUUCUCUCCUAUCGUAUUUAGGAGACUCUGCUUUCCCUAGUACCGGGGACAGACAGAAUACACUUCACACAACCUCAGCUUUACUUCAGUUUUAUUCUUAAAGAUUUCAGAGAUUUAUUUAAUUUGAUGCAUUCAUGUAUUGCAUUUUUAUCAGUGUAGCUUUUAAAAUAUUAUUUAUAGUCUGUAGAAGAAGUAUUUCUGAACAUAUCAAAUGUAAUUUUUUUAAGGUCUAACUGUGAAAACUUAUACAUACAUGUAUAUAUUUAGAUAGAAGCUACUAUGAGUUAAAUGGACUCUGGCUUUUCUCAUUUUUAGUUCUGAUGUGUAUAUAGUACUUCAGUAGAGCCACACUAUAUGUCUUUGCUGUAAAGGGGAAGGAAUUGUUUUGUUCUGGAACAAUGAGUUGGAAGGUAAAUAUGGACUGAAGAAGGCAGAAUCGCCUCACAGAAAAUGUAUUUGUUGUGGGUGUUGCAUGUCUGGCUGAUCUGCGAGUGAAGGUUCUGUGUAGGAAAAGAUUUUGUUUUUCUUAGGAAUGGCGACUGAGAGGUGGAGUUUGACUAUGACGUUGUGUUUUAACAAACAGAGCCAAGAGAUAACCUGAAAAGGGGUGCCCUCCUCCAGCCCCCAGUACUGCAGUGGGCUCAAUUUUGGAAAGCAGCUUGCCACUUUACCCUUGUGGUAUAAAGUAUUACACAUUUUAGUCCAUUUGAAAAGUCCAUCUACUGUAUUAUUACUCGAUAUUUUGUUUUUGCUAAGGGACAAUUAUUUUAAAACCAAGUGGAUUUUUUUUUGUUUUGUUUUUUUAAUGAUUUUUCUACAUUGCUGCAGAGGAUGAUGUUGGUGACUUGCCAGAGAGAAGCAGUACAGUCUGUCUACUUUGGCUUUUGUUAUUUAUCUUGCCUGCGGAUACCAGGAAUGUAUGCGUAUGUAAAAUGCUUGAUUAUAUAUUUUUGUUGAGUUUUUAAAAUAAAGUCUUGUAAAAAAAUCAA
Messenger RNA from Lepus europaeus (European hare), 2515 nucleotides. RefSeq names its product WD repeat and SOCS box containing 1 (gene WSB1). The transcript is spliced from 9 exons. Gene Ontology annotation, biological process: intracellular signal transduction. Gene Ontology annotation, molecular function: protein binding. NCBI's taxonomy places the organism in Eukaryota, Metazoa, Chordata, Mammalia, Lagomorpha, Leporidae. Bases 282 to 1547 code for a protein of 421 amino acids. The record is from RefSeq and is a predicted model, not a curated record.